Molecule: messenger RNA, 960 nt
Organism: Oncorhynchus masou masou (cherry salmon)
Lineage: Eukaryota; Metazoa; Chordata; Actinopteri; Salmoniformes; Salmonidae
Product: runt-related transcription factor 3-like
Exons: 5
Coding region: 1-960 (319 amino acids)
Biological process (GO): chondrocyte differentiation; hemopoiesis; regulation of cell differentiation
Cellular component (GO): nucleus
Molecular function (GO): DNA-binding transcription factor activity, RNA polymerase II-specific; ATP binding; RNA polymerase II cis-regulatory region sequence-specific DNA binding
Source: RefSeq, a predicted model, not a curated record
AUGUUACUUAUUCCCCCAGAUCCCCAGAUCACUAGCCGUAGGUUCAGUCCACCGCUCCAUGGUAAGACCAGAGAUGGGACAGUGGGAGUGACCGCUCAGCAUGAGGAGAGUGGUCCCCAGAGUACAGCGGACAUUCCUGCUGAGUUCAGGCCCACCGACAGCCCCAACUUUCUGGUGUCAAGCCUCCCCGCACACUGGCGUUGCAACAAGACUCUGCCACGUGCCUUCACGGUGGUUGCCCUGGGUGAUGUAAGUGACGGUGUUCUAGUCACAGUGAUGGCAGGGAAUGAUGAGAACUGUUCAGCUGAGCUACGGAACGCCACCACGCUGAUGACAUCACACACAGCACGCUUCAAUGACCUCCGCUUUGUAGGACGCAGUGGGAGAGGUAAAAGCUUUAAUCUGACCAUAACCGUGUUCACCAGUCCUCCCCAGGUGGCCACGUACCACAGAGCUAUCAAAGUUACUGUAGACGGACCUAGAGAGCCACGCCGUCACAGGCAGAAGCUAGAGGUGGGUCCAAACACAGGGCUUUUCAGGGUUGCCAUGCCGAUGCAGAGUCUCCGCCCCCUCAACAACAUCACCAACCCUCCAACAAGAGGUGUGUGUGAGCUGGCUGCUGGGUUUGAUCGCCCGUUUCCCCCCCUCUCCUCAUUCUCGUCCACUCCCAGAAUGCACUUCUCGUCCUUCCCUUACUCCGUCACCCCCCCUCCACCCCCGUACCUCCCCCCACCUUUCCCCACGCUCACCCCCCAUUCCCACAGUGGACUCUUCCAGCCCAGCAGCAGCCCCAUCCUCUACUAUGGAGCCUCUGCUGGGACCAACCACUACAUCUCACUGCCAGAGGGGGACAGGACAAACCACUUUACCUCUGGGCCGGGAGGAGACCAGGCCCCCACUGCCGCGCUGGCCAAUCAAACUGAGGGUAGGGGGGAGGAGCCUGUGUGGAGGCCAUAUUGA